Polistes canadensis is the source of this 2228-nucleotide messenger RNA. RefSeq names its product tyrosine-protein kinase transmembrane receptor Ror2 (gene Nrk). NCBI's taxonomy places the organism in Eukaryota, Metazoa, Arthropoda, Insecta, Hymenoptera, Vespidae. Gene Ontology annotation, molecular function: protein binding; transmembrane receptor protein tyrosine kinase activity; ATP binding. Gene Ontology annotation, biological process: positive regulation of kinase activity; protein phosphorylation; cell surface receptor protein tyrosine kinase signaling pathway. The transcript is spliced from 6 exons. The coding region runs from base 229 to 2172 and encodes 647 amino acids. Gene Ontology annotation, cellular component: signaling receptor complex. The record is from RefSeq and is a predicted model, not a curated record.
AUUAUUUCUCUUGAAUGAGUGUUGUUUUUUUGUUGUAAUAUAAGAUUGUGAAUUUGAAGAAAGAAAAAAGAAAAUGUCAAAUUUCAAUAUUAAUUUAAAAGUGUGUUGUGUGACACGAGGUGAUAUAAGUGUACUCAACAAAGAAAAAAUCUUUAUCUAAAAGGAAUUAUUUCUUAAACAUGUAAUCUUUCUUCUUCGUCUGCAACAUCGUAUUAUUGUAUUUAAAUAAUGGUGCUUUGGAUUAUUUCCUUCACGGCAAUUGUUUUGCACAUUACUAUUGUACAAAGUAAGGUAGUACCACAAGGUUAUUGCGCCUUUUAUAAUGGCAAAAUAUGCAAGAAAUAUCUCACAGGCAUUGGAAAGGUAUGGUUUAAUAGUUCAUUUGGUAAUCCCGGUGGAUUGUUGAACGAACAAAUAACAACGAAUUUAUGGGAAGAAGUAAUAGAAACUCUUGUAGAACCAUGUCGUUCAGCAGCAGAACAAAUGCUAUGUUUAUAUGCCUUUCCACGGUGCCACGAGUUAGUAGGAUUGCCAUUAUGUUACGAAGAUUGCAUAGCAGUACAUCAUUUUUGUUUCAAUAACUGGAUAAUAAUCGAGGACCAAAAGCAAAAAGGAAUUUAUAUCCGGUCUCGUGGCCACUUUAGUUUACCAGAUUGUCAAAGUUUACCAAGGAUAGUUAAAGGAAAAGUAACUUGCUCGGAAGCUCAUUUAACUGAUAUAAAAGAAGAACUUGUUACUUAUGACUGUAUCAAAGAUAAUGGUAGAUAUUACAUGGGAAAGUUAAAUAAAACAAAGGGUGGAUUAGAUUGUCAACCAUGGAGUGCUCAGUUUCCACAAAAUCACGACAAACCACCAGAUAUUUUUCCACAAAUUCAAAAGGGUGAAAAUUAUUGUAGAAAUGUAGAUGGCAUUGAAUCUAUGCCAUGGUGUUUCACUAUGGAUCCUGAUACACGCUGGCAACAUUGUGAUAUUCCUAUAUGUGAUAAUACCACAAAUACAAUAAUUGAAAUUGACCCAAAAGAUUUGGCUGUAUAUACGUUUAUUACUCCAUCAUUUAUAUUAGCACUCUCUGUAUUGGGAUUUAUAAUCAUUGCUGGAACUUUUAUUUCUAUACUUUUAAGGCGAAGACUUCAUAAAAGACAUCAAGGAUAUAAUCAGACUGAAAGUCAGGAUGUUAACAUUGAUUUAGACAAAUUGCCAAGCAAUGAGGCAUACCACAAAACAAGUGCGAAGCUUAAUCCAAAAUUGGAAAAACUCGAAUUUCCACGAAAUAAUAUUAUUUAUGUACGAGAUUUAGGUCAGGGUGCCUUUGGUCGAGUAUUUCAGGCAAAAGCACCUGGUCUAGUGCCAGGUGAAGAAUUCACAAAUGUUGCGGUGAAAAUGUUGAAAGAAGAAGCAUCAGAUGAUUUGCUUGUAGAUUUUGAAAGAGAAGCAUGUUUACUUGCAGAAUUUAAUCAUCCAAAUAUUGUUAAGUUGUUGGGUGUGUGUGCAUUAGGACGUCCAAUGUGUCUCUUAUUUGAAUACAUGGGACGUGGUGAUUUAAAUGAAUUCCUACGUUCUUGUUCACCUGGAAAUUACAUUAUUCGAAGUUUAGAAAGAGAUGGUACAUUCACAGAUUCCCAAUUAUCACAUAUGGAUUUAAUUAAUAUAGCUUUGCAAGUAGCAUCCGGAAUGGUAUAUUUAUCAGACAGAAAAUUUGUACAUCGAGACCUUGCAACUAGAAAUUGUUUAAUAAACGAUCAAAUGAUUGUGAAAAUAGCAGAUUUUGGAUUAUCUCAAAAAAUAUAUCUUCAAGAUUAUUAUAAAGGCGACGAACAAGAUGCUAUCCCAGUUAGAUGGAUGCCUCUUGAGAGUAUACUUUAUAACAAAUAUACUGUUGAAUCUGAUGUUUGGGCUUUUGCAGUAUGUUUGUGGGAAAUAUUUAGUUUUGCUCUUCAACCGUAUUACGGUAUGACUCACGAAGAAGUUGUUAAAUACAUCAAAGAAGGCAAUGUUCUCCAAUGUCCUGAUAAUACACCUUUAUCAAUAUAUGAAUUAAUGAAACUUUGCUGGAAUAGAAGACCAUCCGACAGGCCUACAUUUAGAGCAAUUUAUGAAAGACUCGAUACAAUAAAACACGAGAUAGAAGCAGAGAAUAAAACAGACAGCGUGGCUUUGCGCAUUCACGUCUGAAUACAAAUGGAGCAGUACAUCAUUAUUUAUAUAUAUAUAUAUAUAUAUAUAUAAAU